UAAACAAACACCAAAUUAAGUUUCAAUGUUGAGUUUCUAAUAAGAGAUAAGUAUUUGAGUACAGUGGAUGGGAAGCAGUGUUGCCGGGGGACUGUUGUUGACGCCAGCCAUCACUUGGUCCCUGGCAGCCAUAUUGUGUCGUAUACGGAACUGUGAUCUUGUUUUCAUUUAAACAGUUAUGUGGUGACCCAGUUAUCUACAACUGAUCCGUAAGGAUGUCGGUGCACUACAAAUUUAAGUCUGCGGUGGAGUAUGACACCUUGCCGGUGGAUGGUGUACAUAUCAGCUUGGAGGACCUGAAAGAGGCAAUUAUUCAGCAGAAGAGACUUGGACGUGGACAACCAUAUGAUUUGCAGAUAACCAAUGCAGAGACUAAGGAAGUGUACACGGAUGACAAAACGCUUAUCCCUAAGAACUCCUCUUUAAUCGUUGCGAGGGUGCCCAUCGAUCCUUCCCAGAUGAAGAGACCAUGGGAGAACAAGGAAUCAACGGCCCUGCUGUUAUCCAACCCAUCAAACCUGAUGAACACAGAAGAUGCUGCUGAAGCUGCCGAAAUUGACAGAAAGAUUAAAGAGGUGACGGACCUGACCCGGAUGGAUGGCAGUGAAAAUGACAAGAUUAACGCUAUGGUCGCACAAUCUACAAUGGCUUAUCACCCAUCAAAAUAUGUAAAACUUCGAAUCAGCAGAAUGAUGGGGUCUGUCCCUUUGGAUUAUAAGUGCUACAAGUGCCAUCAGAGUGGCCACUGGGUUAGCAUGUGUCCACUUAAUAAUCAAGACUUACGUAAGAGCACUGGCAUCCCAUCCAAGUUCUUGGUGGAGGUGAAUGACCCGAGUGUUCCUGGUGUUAUGAUCAAUGCAUCAGGAAAAUUUGUUCGUCUGCUUGAUAUGGGUAAACCGGAUAAAGAAAGAGGUGCUCCACCUCCUGGGCGACCGCCACCUCCGGAAGAAAUUGUGUGUUCUAUUUGCAAGGAGCUGUUAAGGGAUGCUGUUCUCAUCCCAUGCUGUGCUACUGCUUUUUGUGAUGACUGUAUUCGCAAUCAUCUUUUGGAUUCUGAAGAAACAAGGUGCCCUUCCUGCGAUAAGGAGGGAAUCAGUCCAGACACACUUAUCCCAAAUCGUUACCUCCGCAUCAAAGCUACUCAGUUUGAAAAUGGAUGGGAUAUUAUUGAUAAAAAACUAGAAAAAGGUGCAACAGAACCCUUGUCUUCCAUCCCUCCCUAUAUGGUGAACACGAGCAACACACCCACACCUCCUCGGAGCCCUGCUAGAUCCUCCAGCCCAGUUAAUGUUAAAACAUUAGAUCAGACAUCUAACAUAGCACCUAUCCAUCCAGUCAGCCCGUCCAGGCCCAACAGUGCUGAGGAGCCUAUAGAAAAUGGAGGAGACUCUGACAAAGAAAAUAUUGUAGAAAAGGAAGAAAUUAUGGCUCCUGAAGUACUGAGUGAAUCUAUAGAGGAAGGUGACCCUCCAAUUGAAGGGAAGGAGAUCCAAGACGAAGAGCACCAUCAAGAAGGAGAAGACCAUAGUCCGAUGCAAACUGUUGUUGAACCUGUAAUAGAAGUAGAAGGAAAACACAAGAAGAGCAAAAAGAAGAAAAGCAAACGUAAGGCCAGCAGACAUGAAUCUGAGGAAGAGAAAGAAGGAAAGGAAGGUAGAAAAAGAAAGGAGAGGAGGCACUCACACAGAAGUCAAGAAGCAAAAUCAGCUGAUACAGAAAAAGGAAUGAUCCAUGAUGUACACAAUGAGGCAGUGUUAAGUGUCGAAUGUAAAGGAGAUGGAAUGGAAGAAUCAUGGGUUGGCAGUAGACUAAACUCAGAGAGUGUAAAGAGUAGGAGCAAAAGUAGAAGCAGAAGCAGAAGCAAGAGUAUUGAGAAAGAAAGUAAAGAGCUUAGUGGAAACCGCUUUGAUAAUAUUGUACCUUUUGACCCCACUGUACCACCGCCUGGUGCCUUUGUCCAGUCACCACCUAAGGAAACUCCCUUCUAUCCUGUACCUUCCACAUUUGCUACUGCAGGUCCACCCAACCGUGCACCUCCUGUAGCAGUUCCUACAACACGGUAUCCUGCCUUUACUCCUGGUGGGCCAUUCCCAACAAGUAUAGGGACCUCACUUCCCACUACCACUGUGGUGUCAUCAAGUCAUGCUGGAGUUGUACAGGAGCAGCACAUACCAGCAGGGCCCCUUCAUGUGGGUUCACCUGACCUCUCAGUACCCCCUCCAACAUUUGGAAACCCUGCACCUGGCUACUCAGGUCAUCCUCUGCCUUAUAAGGAAUUUGAACCAAUUGAUGAUCCACUCACCCUCUUCAACAAACAUCUACGGGAAAAAGAUGAAAGGGCACGAAGGUAUCGCAAAAGCAGAUCCAGGUCCCCACGUUCCAGGUCUCCUCCACACCGUUACCAUUCUAGAUUAAGGUCACGGUCACCCCGCCGAUCCUGGUCACGUUCCCGCUCCCGCUCAAGAUCACGGAGCAGAGUAAUUGGCUCAGGAGCAAGGUCGCCUCGCUCUCCAAUAAGGCACAAGUGGAGCCGCACACCACCCAGAGGCCUUGGAUCGUACCGAUCACAACGCUCACCUUCAUUUUCCAGAGAACGCUCAAUUUCAAAUCAUUCAUUAUCUUUAAGCAGAACACCGAGCCCAAACCGAAGGACAAAGUCAUCUCCACUGCUUGUGCGACCUGUGCUGCCACUUUCAGACACACGGUCACCAUUAAGGACACCAGUAGAUUAUGGAAUCCCGAGAGAGUAUGAUCGGUACAUGAAUCCUGAAGAAUACCAGUCCCCUUUCAUAAUGGCUGGUAAUCCAUGGGACCCUCAUGGAAGGUAUGAUCUUCAAGGACAUGGACAUGAGAACUUCAGAGGAGACUUUCAAGAUUCAAGGGGUCGUGGCAAUAGAGGUCGUCGUGGUAGAGAUCGAGGAGGUUUUCGGCAAGGUGAAGACUUCCGUUUUGAGCAGCAUACUCAAGAGCCCAGACAUCCCUAUGACAGGUCACAACCUCCACGUGAUGAUCGGCGGGGGUUGAUUGGAGUUGUACCGGUACCUUGGGAAAGAGAAGACAAUAGGCGUGGUUAUGACCUAGAUAUUGGAAGAAAUGAACGAGGCGGAAGGAUACAGGAUGGAGAGAGAAGACGCUUUGGAGAUUUACGAGACUCGGGAAGAGAUUUUGAGGAAAUCAGAUCUAGAAGAGAGAGGGAUGUGAAAGAAGGUAUCAGGAGGCAUGAGGAUGACUCAAGCCACAAAGCCUUUGAAGAAGAUGAUUGGAGAAGAUAUCCUGAUGUUGAUAGGAAAAGAAUAGAUGAUGAUGAUGAAAAACAUAGACAUUUUGAUGGAAGAAGAGGCCCUGGAGAUGGUAGGAGUGAUCCCGAAGAUACACACAGACUUUCUGAAGCAGAUCGUUAUGAUGACUACAAGAGAUUCAAUGCUGCAAGGAAAGAAGGAGAUGGAAGAAGAGAUGAGGUUGCCAGAAAAGAGAAUGACUCAAGGAGGGCCACUGAGGGUUCCCGAAAGGACAUAGAUGACAGCAGGCAUGGACGUCAUGAUACAAAGAGGGUUGAUGAACGUGACCGUGAUGGGAAGUUUAAGGCAGGGUCUCAUCACCGGGAAGUGACACCACAAGAUGAGGCAUUUAUAGGCAAAUCACAUGAUUCUCCAGGCAAAACUUACAAAAAAUCCCCCGUAAGAGAUAGAAGAGAAAGGGAUAUAGAAAGACGAGAUAGAGAUAUUGAUAGAAGGGAAAGAGAUGGAGAUAGAAAAGAUAACUUUAAAAGAGAGAGAGAGACUGGAGACAGAAGAGAUCGAGACUAUGAUCGAAGAUCUCGAGAUUUAGACAGGAGAGAAAGAGAUGGCGAUAGAAGAGAUAAGGACUUGGAUAGAAAAGAAAGAGAUCCUGAACGAAGAGAGAGAGAUUCACAAAAGGGUGAAAAAGAUCAUGAAAGAAAGGACAGAGUAGAUGAAAGUAGAAGAGAAAGAGAGACCAGAAGAGACAGGGAUGGAGACAGAUCUGUUCGCACCUCACGCUGGGACAGAAGUGAUUCAAGAUUGGAGAGGGACAAGGAAAUGGAUAAAGGAAGAAGUGAGAGGCACAAAGGAAGGUCACAAGAGAAGGAUGAGAGGAGUAGAAGUUAUCUCAAUGAAGAAAAAGAUGAAAAGAGGAAGAAUAAACAAAAGGAUGAGAAGUUAGACACUCAAAAUAAUAAGGAAAAAGAAAAUGUUAAUAAAGAUGCUGAGAGUAUUAACAAAUUAGAGAAGAAGAAGCACGAUAAAAAGAAAAAGAAAAAAGAAAAGCGCCGGGCUUCUCAGGCAUCAACUGAGGCAUCUCAGGCUGAAAUAUCUGGGGAUGAAGGAGAAGAUAAAAAGAAAAAGAGGAAAAGGGAUAAAAGAAAGAAGGUGAAGGGCCAAGUAAGUGAGGGUGGUAAAGAUGUGGAUGUUGAAAAUGAAACUUUAGAAGUAACUAAGAAAUCUGACGUAGAGGCUGAACCCCCAUCAACAGAAGUACCUGAUGAUAAUACAACACCCAAUAGGGAGAAAGAUUGGGACAUCACAAAUCAAUAUGAAGGAGCUCUUGACACGGAGACAACAGCCAAAGAAGUGUCUUCACCAUUGCCACUUCCCCAGUUGUCAAAGUGGGAGAGGGAUGAGGAGGUGUCUGUAACACCAAAGGGAUUAACCGAAAAGAAAGCACCAGAAGAAGAAAGAAAGGUCACUGUUGAUAUAAUUAAACGUGCAGAACAUGCAAUAUUUUCUGGGAGAGGGUUAGCUCCUCGAAAAGUCUUUCUGGACACCCAAAAACAGAAGGAAAUUGAUGAAAGAAGUCCAACUCCAGACUGGGAUCGCACAGAGUGGCGAGAGGCAAAAAGACGUGGCCCGUCAAUUCAGAUAACCAUAUCCUCAAAGACUGAAUCCCAGAUAGGGCGUCCAAGAGGAGGAAGGUCUGCACCAUCAAGCCCAGAAAGGUUAGAUGAUCGGAGAUUUGCAUCAAAAUCAAAACGUCUUCCAGAGAAUGAGGUAAAAUCUGAGAGACACUCAAGACUCGGUAAGAGGUCCCCUAGUCCCAGUGAUGCACAUAGUACUAUUAAGAGUAGAAGAAAGAGUGAAAAGGAUGAGAAAUCUCAUGAUAAUGAAGAGAAAAAUUUAAUUCCUAGUCAGAACAAUGCUCCAAGUAGACAGCAAAAGAAUAUAUCUCCUGUACCUGAGGACCACUCAAACACAUGUGAUGAACCCAAGGAACUAAGUCAAGAUUUAAAAGUGUUAGAAAAGUCCACUGAAGAUCAAAGUGACAUUAGUGAUCAGAAGGGCUUGAAGAAAGCAUUAUCCACUGAUGAAGACCCAGAGGCAAAGACAGUAAGAGAAGGUGGGAGUCCUUCAGUUGAAGAACAAGCCGAUCAAGAGAGUUUCCCUGACACACAAACUUUAACUUCAGCCACUGAAUUUAUUGAUGAAUCUACUAGUUCUGUUGCAAAAGUAGAAUCAUAUGUAGAGGAAGACGGUGGAACCCCGAGUGUAGAGGAAAGUAACAUGAAAUCCAUUAAUGAAGAAAAGUUGGACAGUAUUGUAAUGGCUCCACCACCAGCUGUCAAAGACCCAGAGGAACUAGAGGAGGGGGAGAUCCAAACAGAUACAUCAAGUGAAGGUGUUCAUGCUGGAGAACCUGUAACUGAGGUUCCUCCACCUACUGAAGUAGUUGAAGCUGUUAUAGAAGAAGCUGAUCCACCAAGGCAAGAGGAAAAGGCACACAGAUAUUCUCCAAUUCGUGUCCCAACUCCCAUGUUGGGAAUCCAAGUGAAGGAAGAGGUGAAGGUCAAAGAGAAGAGUAAGAAGAGGAAAAAGAGGAAGAGAUCAUCUAGCACCAGUUCCAGUAACAGUAGUAGUUCCUCAAGCAGUAGUAGUAGUGAAGAUGAAGAGAUCAUCAAGAAGAAGAAGAGAAAAAAGAAGAAGAAGAAGGCAGCUGAUACUGAUUCUAGUGAUGCAGAAUCUAAAAGUAAGCACAAGAAGAAAAAGAAAGAUAAGAAGAAAAAGAAGAAAAAAGACAAGAAGAAGAAGAGUGAAAAGUGAAUGAAUGCAUAAUUAUUGUUUUAAGUAAAACCAAAGAUAACCUACAAACCAUUUUUUUUUUAUUAUUAUUAUUUUGGGGGGAACUAAAGAACAGUUUCCCAAGCAGUUUAAGAGGAGUUUUAAAAGUUUGUAAACAUAAGUAAUAAUAAACAGUACUCUUUAUUUUCAUCUCAAAUUUGUGUUGUGGAUAUUUUGUUUUAAAUACUCUACAUGUAUUAUAUACAUGUAACUAAAUAACUAGUGUUGUAAUUAUUUUGUAAAGUAAUAUCUGUGUUGGUAUUGUGGUAUUUUGUAAAUUAGCCUAGUGUAAAUAAAAGGAUUACUAUCUA
Molecule: messenger RNA, 6382 nt
Organism: Homarus americanus (American lobster)
Lineage: Eukaryota; Metazoa; Arthropoda; Malacostraca; Decapoda; Nephropidae
Gene: snama
Product: E3 ubiquitin-protein ligase RBBP6-like
Exons: 19
Coding region: 216-6053 (1945 amino acids)
Biological process (GO): mRNA processing; protein ubiquitination; ubiquitin-dependent protein catabolic process
Cellular component (GO): nucleus
Molecular function (GO): zinc ion binding; ubiquitin protein ligase activity; nucleic acid binding
Source: RefSeq, a predicted model, not a curated record